Molecule: messenger RNA, 1545 nt
Organism: Cladophialophora yegresii CBS 114405
Lineage: Eukaryota; Fungi; Ascomycota; Eurotiomycetes; Chaetothyriales; Herpotrichiellaceae
Exons: 2
Coding region: 1-1545 (514 amino acids)
Biological process (GO): ceramide biosynthetic process
Cellular component (GO): membrane
Molecular function (GO): sphingosine N-acyltransferase activity
Source: RefSeq, a predicted model, not a curated record
AUGGACCAGGAGAAACUGGAACCAACAUCAGCUGCCACGCCGGGACUGCGACAGCAUAAUGAAUCGCCCUCUCAAAAAACAGCUUGGCCUAGGUGGGACAGGAAGGGCCGGGAGAGGAGCACCAUAGCCCGCCUGUGCACAUGGGUUGUAGACCAUCAGAUCAGCAUAUCGCUGAGCCUCAUAUCGACGCUAUUCUUCCUCCACAUAUUCUUCCCCUCGACCAGACACCACACUCAGAAGUUCUUCCGAAUCUCCUACUACAACCCUGCCACGGGGAACUUCGCCCUCGGCUGGGACGACAUAUUCUUUGUCUUCUACUGGACGAUAGCCUUUACCGGACUCCGAUGCGCCACGAUGGAUUAUGUUCUUGCUCCCCUAGCUGGAAUCCUCGGUGUCAAGAAAAAGAAGGCAAAGGUCCGAUUCGCCGAACAGGCCUGGAUUCUCUGUUACUAUACCGUUUCCUGGUGCAUUGGCAUGUACAUCAUUUACAACUCGGACUAUUGGCUCAACUUGCGAGCCUUGUGGCGCACCUGGCCCGCCCGUGAGAUGGAGGGCAUUGCGAAAUGGUACUACCUCGUUCAAUUUGGGUUCUGGCUCCAACAGAUCGUGGUGGUCAACAUCGAAGAGCGCCGCAAGGACCACUGGCAGAUGUUUACUCACCAUAUCUUUACGUGCGCGCUCAUCUUUACCUCCUAUGGCUAUCAUCAAUACCGUGUCGGCACCUUGAUCCUUUGUCUCAUGGACUUCGCCGAUAUCAUUCUCCCGCUUGCCAAAAUUCUCAAGUACCUCCAUUUCGAACUCGCUUGCGACAUAGCUUUUGGCGUUUUCAUGGUCUCCUGGUUCGCCCUGAGACACGUCCUGUACAGCAUGGUCUGGUAUAGCAUCUAUGCGCACAUUCCGCAGGAAAUCCGGUACGGCUGUUAUAGGGGGAGUGCGCAGGACCUCGAGGGGCCCAUCCCCACGCCCGAUGACUGGGAUCAUUUGAUCCAGCCGUUCAAGAACCCUGUUGGACUAGUCUGCUGGAACAAUAGCAUCAAAUGGGGAUUCCUGAGCAUGCUUGCAGCGCUCCAGGUCAUCCUGAUUAUAUGGUUCGGUAUGAUUGUCCGAGUGGCUUACAAGGUCAUCACCGGAAAAGGAGCAGAAGACGUCCGUUCCGACGAUGAAGAUGAUGAAGAGGAGGACGGCGAGAUGGAUGAUGAGAAGUGCCCUAGAGAUUACGUGGACAGGGUCAAAUUCUGCGUUGAUCCGCAGGUCGAGUACCUUGAAACCGAGGUUCUCAGUACGGAUACGAAUUUCUCAGUCUCGACGUCGUCGAAGGCGAGGACGAAAUCCCGAUCCAAGUCGAAAUCAGUCUCGCGGUCUUCGUCGUCGAAGGGCAGAAGAUCGAGUUCAGACUCGGUGACCGCAUCGUCAACGAGCAGUCUCAGGAGAAAACAAAAGCAUGACUCGGCGCACUCAUCGAGCGUCAACCUCCUAGGGCCAAGUAGCGACCGGAAAGAGCUCCUUGGUCGGAUCGGUUGCGACAAGGGUUCCAAUUCCGAGUAG